This is a messenger RNA of Stereum hirsutum FP-91666 SS1, 702 nucleotides long. RefSeq lists its product as uncharacterized. The transcript is spliced from 2 exons. The record is from RefSeq and is a predicted model, not a curated record. The coding region runs from base 1 to 702 and encodes 233 amino acids. Lineage: Eukaryota; Fungi; Basidiomycota; Agaricomycetes; Russulales; Stereaceae.
AUGCUGCGAAACUCGGAACUACAAGGAAUGAGAAUACCUGGAGUAGCAGACAAGAUUAUUACGACGCUAUUCGCGGACGACACCACCGUGUACUUGUCAAAGCAUGACUCAUUCGAGAGCCUCCAGACCAUAUUGGACAAAUGGUGCCAAGUGUCUGGGGCAAAAUUCAAUGUCCCCAAAACGGAGAUCAUUCCCGUUGGGACAACUCAGUACAGAAAAGACUUUUACGAUGAGCGCCGAAUGGGACCACACCAGACUCCAAUCGCUGACAAUAUACACAUACUCAAGGAUGGAGAGGCAGCGAGGAUCCUAGGCGGGUGGGUCGGGAACAAGACAAACCAUGGCGCCCCAUGGGCAAGAAUCGUUGAGAAGAUUGAAGCCAGCUUGAAGAGAUGGAACAGGACGUACCCCACCAUGGAAGGACGACGGCUGAUUGUACAAAUGAUAGUCGGCGGUAUGACUCAGUACCUCACGAAAAUACAAGGAAUGCCAAUAGAUAUAGAAACACACCUUACAAAAAUCAUUAGGACCUUCAUGUGGAACGGAGAGAGCACACCGUCCAUAGCCCUCGACACCCUAAUGAAGCCGAAACCAUCAGGGGGGAUGAACUUAUUGCACCUCAAGGCAAGAAACGAGGCUAUAGAACUCACCAACCUAGGGGAAGGCACUCCGCACACCGUACCUACAGAAGUGGUUCCCUAA